Rhagoletis zephyria (snowberry fruit fly) is the source of this 1249-nucleotide messenger RNA. Lineage: Eukaryota; Metazoa; Arthropoda; Insecta; Diptera; Tephritidae. The record is from RefSeq and is a predicted model, not a curated record.
AUGACCUCCACAACAACAUCAAAAUCUUCUGCCACAAAACUCCUGCUGACCGAUGCCUACCGUACGGCGAUCGCCGCGGUACAGCCGUCAUCGCUGAUCAGCACCGCCGUACAGCUGGACCCAGCCUCAGGCGUCCUCAAAGUCACCGACCAGCUGACCAAAAGUUCGAUCACCACUGUAGAACUUCCGGGACGGAAUGUUUUUAUCAUCGGCGCCGGAAAGGCGGUCCUCGGCAUGGCCACCGAGCUGCUGCGAAAGGUGGAGGAGUUCAAUAGUAACAAUAACAAUGCACUUCAAAACCAAAACCAAAACCAAAAUCAGAAAAAGGUGAUCAUCACCAUCUCCAAAGGUCAACUGAACAUUCCACACGGAAGUGAGGUGAACGAUGAAGACAAAAAUCUACUAAAUCGAAAUUCGAUCACCCUCUGCAAAGGUGCCAAAAAUAAUUUACCCGAUGACGACUCGGUGGCCGCCACCAGGUCAAUUUUGGAGCUGAUUAAGGAGGCAAAAAAACUGCCAAACAACUCCUCUAAAACUCCACCGCUGAUUUUAGCCUUCAUUUCCGGCGGUGGCUCCGCCCUUCUCUCAUUGCCACGCCCACCAGCCACUCUGUACGACAAGCAGAAGGUCAUUUCCGGUCUGGUGAGGGCCGGAGCGGACAUUGUCGCCCUCAAUUCAGUCCGAGGACGGCUGAGCAAGGUGAAACAUGGCCAACUGGCGGAGCUGAUCAUUUCAGAUCAGGGGCCUAAAGGUCAAGCUCUGGAGCUGGUCACUUUCAUUGUCAGUGACAUUAUCGGCGACCCGAUUGACAAGAUUGCCAGUGGACCAACGGUGGUUUUAGAAGAUUCAAAAAAUCAAGAUUCUAUUUCUCCGCUUGAAGUGCUGCAGCAGUUCAACGUCCCGGUGGAGGAUAAAAUACGGCAGCUGCUAACAGUUGAAAAUACUGAUUUAAAUAAAGCUCGAAAGGUUCUAAACCAAAACCUUCUUCAAAAUGUUCUCAUCGGCAACAACGCCAUCGCAGUGGCUGCUGCUGAAAAGGUGAUAGUUCAAAAAUCAUCAUCAAAAAAGAACUUUAAAGUAGUCGUUCAAGGAUCGGCAGUUUGUGGAGAAGUGAAGGAAGUGGUGGCAAAAUUUAUCACUGACCUAGAAGAUCAAGGAAAGGAAACUCAAAAAGAAGGACUUUUUGCAGGAGUUUGCCUGCUGGCAGGCGGUGAGACGACCGUCGAUAUGAAGGACGCUAAGGAGAUUG